Molecule: messenger RNA, 3045 nt
Organism: Plutella xylostella (diamondback moth)
Lineage: Eukaryota; Metazoa; Arthropoda; Insecta; Lepidoptera; Plutellidae
Source: RefSeq, a predicted model, not a curated record
AGUAAUUUUUAAAAAUGUUGAUUACCUACUUCAGUUAAAAAAAACUAAAUUCGAACAGUCUCAGGGUGUUAAACCACAAGGACAUUCUGACCGGAACUUGGUUAAUAAUAUGUCUGAUAGUCAAUGUGACCUUCGACUGAAGCAGGAGCUUGAAACCCCUGAGAUAGCACGUGAGAAAGUCAACGAAAUUCCACUGGAUAACCUCUGCAGAGCUAUUGAUACUGCAGUGCAUUCUGAUAUUGAGUCAGAUGAUGGUACUGUGGUGAUAAAACAAGAGGAUAGAUCAUCUGAUGAUGAUGAUGAUGAUGAUGAUGAUGAUGACAGAACUCAAGAUCCACAAAAUGAACAGGAUGUACCAUUACUGAAAACUGCAACAAAAAGACCAUCUAGCCUUAUAAGUACUGGUAUUGAAAAUAUUGUAACAACCGAGGACUUAAAAAAGAAAAGGAAAAGGGGUAAAAGGGGAGGUAAAAAACUCAAUAAAAAUAGGAAGCGCUGUGUUGCGGUCUGGCCUCAGUUAGUAAAAUCUCAAUUUGAACAGUCUCAGGGUGUUACACCACAAGGACAUUCUGACCAGAACUUCGCGGUUAAUAUGUCUGAUAAUCAAUGUGACCUUCAGCUGAAGCAGGAGCUUGAAACCCCUGAGAAAGUCAACGAAAUUUCACUGGAUAACCUCUGCAGAGCUAUAGAUACUGCAGUGCAGUCUGAUAUUGACUCAGAUGAUGGUACUGUGGUGAUAAAACAAGAGGAUAGAUCAUCUGAUGAUGACCAGUAUGAUGAUGAUGACAGAACUCGAGAUCCACAAAAUGAACAGGAUGUAUCAUUACCAAAAACUGCAACAAAAAGACCAUCUAGCCUUAUAAGUACUGGUAUUGAAAAUAAUGUAGCAACCGAGGGCUUAAAAGCGAAAAGGAGAAGGAUCAAAAGGGGAGGUAAUAAACUCAAUAAGGAGUGCUGUGUUGCGGUCUGGAAUUUUCCACCAAUCUGGACUGAAGCUGAAAUAAUUACAUCUAUUUCAGAUGCGUUUCCUAAUACUGAUCUAGUAUCUUUUGAAGUUUUGGAUCAUGGUUCAUCGAAUGUAAAGGUGGCAUACAUGAGGUUUAACAGUAAAGAGGAAUCCAAGGAGGCCUAUUUGAACUUUCGCUUUGGUGCUGAAGCUGAUGGGCAAGAGCUCCAUGUCAGAAGAGGAAAACCAACUUUGAGGAAUAAAAUCGUUAAGGGAAAAUUGUUUCUGGAAACCAAAUCUGAAGACACAACUACAGCUAGAUUGAGCUCUCAUUUUAGCGAGGACGAAAGUGACGAGAAUACUUCGGAUGACGACGAUGAUAGAAGAAGUAAAGACAUUUGGGAUGAAGAUCCGUCAGGAACGUAUGGCUUGAGCCAGGAAUAUUUAAAUGCAAUAAAAGUGAAGCCGCCUCUCACCCAAUGGGUUCAUAUAAGUAAUUUUUCGUGCACCGCACCUCGGCUUAAACAUAUUUUAUCGCUGGCUGGCAGAGUGCUGAUCUGCGACAUUAAAAAGAGUAAUAUAACAACAAAAUUUCAAGUUGCUAAAGCCAAGUUCAGUCAUCCCAUCGAAGCUGCUCAGGCAGUGUCUAUGUUCAAUGGCACACAUUUAGACGGUAGAGCUCUUAGUGUAGUCAUUGAUCGUAGCUCAUCUUCCAUUAAAGAACUCCUACCAGCUGGUAUAACCAAACUUGGUCCUGGAUUUGGAAUAAAUGGGGAACCAGAGGCUGACAUUGUAAGAAAGUGCCAAAGAUAUUUUCAGGGCAAAAAAGUUGACAUAAAUCCACAAUUAUUUUCAGCCAAUCAAGACCUUAGAUGUGACAACCCAACACGAACUAUGGUUCAGGAUGAUAAUAAUAUGAGGACGGUCAAUGCUUAUAUUAAGGACUUGAUAGAUAAAGACAUUAAAAUAGACAGCAUAAUUAAUGCUCUAAAGAGCAUCGAAACACCGAAUGUAGUUGGUGGAAAUUCAAACAUAAACGAAGUCACUAAUGUCGGUCACGGUAGUGCUUCCCCACAAACGCAAGAUUGUAAUAAUACUACACCCAACACUCCGCAAGUACAAAUAGAUAACUCUACACUACAAAGCAAAUCACAUCAAACUACGAUCUUAAGUGCUAAUAAUGUGUCUAUUAAAUUUACUCCUAGAAUGGGGAAUAAUAGAGCAGUCACUAAUGAUAAUAUCCCGGCGCCUUUACAAGGAAAUGUGGUUAGUCCAAAUAUAAUAAGACAUGACACAAACAGAAUGCAGACCCCAGAGUGGUCAGAAACAGGUGAAAACGUUAUAAGACCGGAACAUGAGGUAGUAUCUCGACAUAAUAUAGAGCAUCCUAUUAAACAAGAGAUAAUAGAUAUUAAACAAGAAAUAAUAGACCCAGAAACAAACAUGGAUGGCCCUGAAAAUGGAGGUACGCCUCCUGUAUUAAAUAUGACGGGAUCCAGUUGUAUUGAUAAAUAAUUUGAAGAAAAGAUUAGUACAGAAAGUGAUAGGAUCACAGAACAUUAUGAUGGAUACUGGCCAAAAUAUAGAUGAUGGCAGAUAUGUAUAGGUACAAUAUAUUAUUAUUAUGAUUUAUGUUGGGAUGUGGCAAAUUCGCAUCUACUUUUCACUGUUGAACUGUGAGUAAAACUUUGUAGUUUGAUAUUAAUAAGUAAAUACAUCCCAUUAAAGUAAUUUUCAAAAUAAUGAUAUAAGCUAUCAACGCACGAUUUUCUACCUAGUUGCUCCUAUGUACCUAGGUGCUAAAUAUAAGUAACUGUGUUUUUUUCCAGAUCCACAUGAGGCUAGAAAAUCUGCAAUGAAAUUAAAUAUGUACCUAACUAUGUACGAACGAUCGUUUUGCCCACAAAUGCUCAUUUAUGAAACAAUCACACUGUAGGUAAAAAAAUACAUUAUACGCUUAGCCUAAUCUAUAUACUUAUUACAGGUAUGUGAUUGAAUUUACAAUAAGUAAAUGUAAGUAGGUACUUGUUAAGUAUUAUUUAUUAUUAUAAAUAGUUAAAUAUAUAUGCUGAAAUAAAAACUAUUUUGGAGGCGGAUAA